GUUCGAAUAGGAGUAAUUAACCCAUCCACUUACACCAAGUGAUGCUGUCGCUCAACUUUAACACAGCUCUGCAGCUCUGCAGCUCUGCCACUCUGCCACUUUUCCCCACCGCCAGCCAGGAUGCACCGCCACUCAUGUCGACACUACUAUGUAGUACUUAGUCCUCACUACUCAGUAGCCGUAGGGCUGAGCCCCAUCACGACAACCCCAGCUGUACCAGCACAGCGGCAGUGCCGGCCGCAGGAUGGCCGGCUGCUCCACCCCUGCCCAGCAGCAUGCCAGCCUGCCAGCCUGCCCAGCAGCUCACUGCCCUCGGCUGCCUCGAUGAAACUCGGCGUGGCAGUCGGCGUGGUUGGAGUCGGGCCAGCAAUUUGAUGAGAGUCCCCCGGGCCUGCAAGGUUCCGGGCCUCUGUGGCCCAUCAUUGGGUUAUCAACUCGUCCAUGACAAGACGAAGGAUCAACAUGUAAGCCCAACUCCCCUGCUCCCACAUCAACAGCGUUCCCCUGGCACGAUUAAUUUUAGGCUGCCGGAUGAAAGAGAUCCACCCGCUAAAAUAAGGCAGUCAGCGCGACGGCCUCUUUCUUUUCUUUACUUUUAUCUCUGUGGGUGACACUUCCUCCCUCUUCCUCGGAGAGCGUCACUCAUUAAACAACAGGAAAAAGGACAAAACCCCAUAAAAAAAUGUCGCGACCCUGCCACCCCACGACGACGGCGGCGGCGGCGCUGCUGCUGGCCCUCUGCGGUCUGGUAAUACAGGGCGCCAUGGCAGGCGACAAGGACCCGAUCCGCUUCCUGUACCCGGCCGAGGAGGGCCUCGAGUUCCACUACCUGGACCGCGUCGACGUCUCGUACCUGAGCAACUUCACCGAGCCAUACCUGUACAUCUGGUGCGGCCAGGGCAACGCCAAGCAGAAGCAGGUGGACCGCCCCAACGGUGGGAACGCCACCACCGAGAUCACGCUCCAGUUCGAGGCCGACCAGGACCUCGAGGACGACUGCUGGUUCAACAUCCGCAUCCACGACCUGUCCAGCUCGGUCCAGCAGGGCAACAACUCGAAGGCCUUCACCUACCUGCACACGGCCAGGGAGGGCGGUCCGGCGACAAUGGGCCUCCCAUCCGCCACAACGACAUCCGUCCCCGCCCCGACGGCAUCGAGCGUCACAAACCCCACAGAUGACUCGGCACCCUCGCCCUCCUCAGCGACGACAACAGACCCCGCCGCCGCCGCCUCCUCCUCGUCCUCCUCCUCCAGCGGCGGCCUCUCGGCAGGCGCAACAGCCGGCAUCGCCGCCGGCGUCUCCGUGGGCGCCAUCGCGAUCGCCGCGGCCGUGGGGGCCUUCUUCUUCCUCCGGCGGCGGAGGAGAAAGAACGGCGGCGCCUGGGCGGCGGAGAAGCACGGCGGCGCGGGCAUGGGGCGGACCGACACCAGGGACGUCGGCGGCAGGGGCGCGGAUUACCCGGCCAGCGAGCUGCAGGGCCACGGGCACGCCUCCGAGAUGGCCGGGGGGAUGGCGGCGUACAAGGGCAAAUACGCCCCCGUCGCGCCGGGGAGCCCCCAGGAGAUGCCCGCGGACCACGCCGCGCCCGAGUUCGAGCGCCAUGAGCUCCCCGCCGGUCUCGAUGGGGGGCGGGACGAGGGGAAGUUCCGGCCUUGAAGGGGGGAGAAACCCGACCGGGGCUGGUUGGCGGGCAUGUAAUUAUGGCGUGAUGCUCUUGGUCGAGCUGGUGUUGAUAAAUGAGGAGACCAAGAUACGGUUACGAUUAAGUCAUGAGCGUCUUUGGAUAUUUUGGGAUGAUACCACGGCGUUUAGAUGCAGCAAUUAUCUAUCUAGUGAGACAGGCACUGAAUCAUAGGGCUUAAACAAG
Messenger RNA from Diaporthe batatas, 1868 nucleotides. RefSeq lists its product as uncharacterized. NCBI's taxonomy places the organism in Eukaryota, Fungi, Ascomycota, Sordariomycetes, Diaporthales, Diaporthaceae. The coding region runs from base 683 to 1657 and encodes 324 amino acids. The transcript is spliced from 2 exons. The record is from RefSeq and is a predicted model, not a curated record.